Messenger RNA from Sorex araneus (European shrew), 963 nucleotides. Its product is annotated as olfactory receptor 7A10-like. Gene Ontology annotation, biological process: G protein-coupled receptor signaling pathway. Gene Ontology annotation, cellular component: membrane. Bases 1 to 963 code for a protein of 320 amino acids. Gene Ontology annotation, molecular function: G protein-coupled receptor activity; olfactory receptor activity. The transcript has a single exon. NCBI's taxonomy places the organism in Eukaryota, Metazoa, Chordata, Mammalia, Eulipotyphla, Soricidae. The record is from RefSeq and is a predicted model, not a curated record.
AUGGAACCAGGCAAUGGUACACAGGUGCCAGCAUUUCUUCUCCUGGGACUGUCUGAACAAGCAGAACUGCAGCCCUUCAUAUUUGGGAUUUUCCUGUCCAUGUACCUCAUCAAUAUGUUCGGGAACCUGCUCAUCAUCCUGGCCAUCAGCUCAGACCCCCACCUCCACACCCCGAUGUACUUCUUCAUCGCCAACCUGGCCUUCGCGGACAUCUGCUUCACUUCCACCACCGUCCCCAAGAUGCUGCUGAACGUCCAGACACACAACAAGGCCAUCAGCUACACGGGCUGCGUUGCACAAAUAUACUUUUACCUGCUCUUUGCUGGGCUGGAUGACUUUCUCCUGACGGUGAUGGCCUACGACCGCUUUGUGGCCAUCUGCCACCCCCUGCACUACACGGUCAUCAUGAACCCCCGAUUCUGUGGGCUGCUUGUCCUGGUGUCCUGGACCAUCAGCGGCCUGAAUUCCUUGUUAGAGUGCUUAAUGUUGUUGCGAUUGUCCUUCUGCGACUUUGUGGAAAUCCCCCACUUCUUCUGUGAACUGAAUCAGAUGGUGCAACUUGCUUGCUCGGAUACGUUUGUUAACACUAUCGUUCUGUAUGUUGUAGCCCUCCUGCUGGGGGGCGGCCCCUUUGCUGGGAUCCUUUACUCCUACUCUAAAAUCGUUUCCUCUAUACGUAGCAUCUCAUCGGCUCAAGGGAAGUAUAAAGCCUUUUCCACCUGUGCAUCUCACCUGCUGGUUGUCUUUUUAUUUUAUACCACGGUCCUAGGCGUGUAUCUGAGCUCUGCGGCUACUCACAGCUCCCAGUCGAGUGCCACCGCCUCCGUGAUGUACACGGUGGUCACCCCCAUGCUGAACCCCUUCAUCUAUAGCCUCAGGAACAAAGACAUCAAGAGGGCUCUGAAGAGAUUCUUUAUGAAGGAAACCACAAAAAGGCGAAUUGUUGUUGGGCCAAAGAGGUGA